AUGAGGCAGGAGGGGGUACCUGGGCAGCCGGCUGGAUUUGGCGCUAGAGAUGCUGAAGGGUCUGCAUGUCUGACAGAGUUUCAGGUUGGUCAGCAAUUUCCGGAUAAAGAAGAGGCCCUCUUAAGUGUCAAGACUUACAGCAUCCGUCGAGGGGUACAGUACAAGGUCGUGGAGUCUGACUAUCGCCGGUAUGUGGGCAAGUGUUCUGAGUUCGGCAAUGGGUGCACAUGGUUGAUUCGGCUUAGUCUCCGACAACGAAAGGGAGUUUGGGAGGUCAAACAUUACAACGGACCACAUACUUGUCUCGCCACCUCGAUUUCCACCGACCACAGGAGUUUGGAUUACCAUGUGAUAUCGGCAUUCAUUAUGCCAAUGGUUAGGGCUGAUGCAUCCGUCAGCAUCAAGGUGCUCCUAAAUGCCACCACAACACACUUCGAGUUUAGGCCGACUUACAGGAGGGUCUGGUUGGCGAAGCAGAAGGCUGUUGCCCUCAUCUAUGGUGACUGGGAUGAGUCGUACAACGAGCUCCCAAGGUGGGUGUUAGGAGUCCAGUUGACGAUGGCUGGUACUGUUGCAGUCCUAAAGAUGAGCCCUGAUCGUGUCAGUGGACAGUUGGACGAGUCUCGAGCUUAUUUUCACAGACUAUUCUGGACGUUUUCACCGUGUAACGAGGCAUUCCGUCAUUGCAAGCCCCUAAUUAGUAUUGACGGCACCCAUCUGUAUGGCAAGUAUGGGGGAACGUUGCUUGUCGCGAUUGCACAGGACGGGAACUCCAACAUACUCCCUGUUGCAUUCGCAUUAGUCGAGAGUGAGAAUGCUGAGUCGUGGUCCUUCUUUCUCUCCCACCUGCGUGAGCAUGUGACACCGCAGCCGGGUCUGUUGGUUAUCUCAGACAGGCAUAACGGCAUCAAGGCCGCGCUUGAGGCUCCUGACGGAGGCUGGUUACCUCCGUCUGCAUACCGGGCAUUCUGCAUUCGACAUGUUGCGGCAAAUUUCGCCCUCACCUUCAAGGGCAAAGACGCAAAGAGGCUACUUGUGAAUGCGGCGUACGCUAAGACCGAGGUCGAGUUCUAUUACUGGUUUGAUAUUCUUAGGUCCGAAGACCCGGCGAUGUGUGACUGGGCGAACCGGAUUGAGUAUUCGUUGUGGACACAGCAUUGUGAUGAGGGGCGUAGAUUCAGACACAUGAUGACGAAUAUAUCUGAGUGUGUGAACUCGAUCCUCAAGGGUGUACGAAACCUUCCUGUGUGCUCGCUAGUGAAGGCAACAUACGGAAAGUUGGCCGAAUUAUUUGUUCGCAAAGGGAGAGAGGCUGAGGCGCAGAUAGGAACCGGACAACAAUUUAGUCAGCACUUGGUGAAGUGUAUAGAGGUCAACUUGAAGACGGCUAGGUGCUUCACGGUUAUUGUGUACGACAGAGAUAACUCCGAGUUCACCGUCGUAGAGACAACUCCGACUGGUUCUUUCUCACUAGGUAGCUACAGAGUCUCGCUUGCAUCUCAGACAUGUGACUGUGGAUACUUUCAGGCACUUCAUUUCCCGUGUCCCCACGCACUGGCAUGCUGUGCCUACUCACGGCUUACAUGGGAGCCUUACGUCCACUAG
Molecule: messenger RNA, 1605 nt
Organism: Arachis stenosperma
Lineage: Eukaryota; Viridiplantae; Streptophyta; Magnoliopsida; Fabales; Fabaceae
Exons: 1
Coding region: 1-1605 (534 amino acids)
Molecular function (GO): zinc ion binding
Source: RefSeq, a predicted model, not a curated record